Messenger RNA from Diospyros lotus (date-plum), 2459 nucleotides. Its product is annotated as long chain acyl-CoA synthetase 4-like. Gene Ontology annotation, cellular component: membrane; endoplasmic reticulum. Gene Ontology annotation, biological process: fatty acid metabolic process. Gene Ontology annotation, molecular function: long-chain fatty acid-CoA ligase activity. The transcript is spliced from 19 exons. The record is from RefSeq and is a predicted model, not a curated record. Bases 273 to 2270 code for a protein of 665 amino acids. NCBI's taxonomy places the organism in Eukaryota, Viridiplantae, Streptophyta, Magnoliopsida, Ericales, Ebenaceae.
AGGAACCUCCAUGCAUGUAUGUACUUUUGCAUUAAAUAUCACUAAAAAUUCGCAAAACUUUGCUGCUAGCUGCUAGAAGCAAUCCAAUUUUGGCCACCAAAACCCUCUAAACUUUGGAAAACCAUAGCACAAGCAACUUCCUUCUUAAUCUCUUUACGUAUAUAUAAGACCAUCCAUCCAUCCAGGCCUCUUCCUCCUUGCACGCUGAUGCUGCUGUAUGUUCGUUUGCACUGCUGAUAGAUCAGAAACAAUAUUCAUUCAUUCAUUCAUUAAUGGCCCACAAGAGUCGAUUUGUGGCGGAGAUCGAGAAGCCCAAGGAGGCCGCCGACGGCCGCCCCUCCGUCGGACCAGUUUACCGCAACGUGCUCGCCAAGGACGGUUUCCGGCCACUGCCCGCUGGAAUUCAGAGCUGUUGGGAUGUUUUCCGCGUGUCUGUUGAGAAAUACCCUGAAAACCCUAUGCUCGGUGAGCGUGAAAUGGUUAACGGGAAGUUUUUGCAGGCUGGUAAAUAUGUGUGGCUAACUUACAAGGAUGUCUAUGAUAUAGUAGUAAAGGUUGGAGCUUCUAUCUGGAGUUGCGGUGUUAAGCAAGGUGCAAGAUGUGGAAUCUAUGGUGCCAACUGCUCCAAGUGGGUUAUAACAAUGCAGGCUUGCAAUGCUAAUGGACUUUACUGUGUUCCCUUAUAUGAUUCUCUAGGUGCUGGAGCUGUGGAAUAUAUCAUUUGUCAUGCAGAAAUUUCAAUUACCUUUGUGGAAGAAGCUAAAAUUCCUGAGGUCUUGAAAACGCUUCCUGCUACCAUGAAAUAUCUGAAAACUCUUGUGAGUUUCGGCAGCGUAGCUGCUGAACAAAAGAAGGCAGCUGAAAAGUUUGGUCUGGCAUUAUAUUCUUGGGAUCAGUUUCUGCAGUUGGGAAAGCAUGAAAACUUUGUUCUCCCAAUGAAGAAGAAAGAAGAUCUAUGUACAAUAAUGUAUACCAGUGGAACAACUGGUGAUCCAAAGGGAGUAAUGAUAUCUAAUGAGAGCAUCCUCUCAAUUCUAUCUGGGGUAAAUCACUCUCUAGAGAGCAUGAAUGAGGAGUUCAGUGAGAGGGAUGUAUAUUUCUCAUUUCUUCCUCUGGCACAUAUAUUUGAUCGAGUUAUAGAGGAACUGUUUAUUUGCACUGGUGCCUCAAUAGGAUUUUGGCAUGGGGAUGUCAAAGUACUGAUUGAGGAUAUCAGAGAACUAAAACCAACCGUUUUCUGUGCUGUGCCACGUGUUUUAGAUAGGAUAUAUUCAGGUCUGAUAGAGAAGACUUCUUCCACAGGUUUUGUCAAAAAUGCAAUUUUUAACCUUGCAUACUCAUACAAACUGCGAAACAUGAACAAAGGCUACAAACAUGUGGAGGCAGCUCCAACUUUUGACAAGAUCGUGUUUAGUAAGGUGAAGGAAGGCCUGGGAGGAAAUGUGCGUCUCAUUCUGUCUGGUGCAGCACCUCUUGCUACCCAUGUUGAAACCUUUCUAAGGGUGGUCUCAUGUGCUCAUGUUUUACAAGGAUAUGGUUUGACAGAAACCUGUGCGGGAUCAUUUGUUGCACGACCAGAUGAACUAUCAAUGAUCGGUACAGUCGGUCCUCCAUUGCCAAAUGUGGACGUUUGUCUAGAAUCUGUUCCUGAAAUGGGAUAUGAUGCCUUAUCAAGCACCCCCCGUGGUGAAAUAUGUAUACGGGGAAGCAUUCUGUUCUCAGGAUACUACAAACGGGAGGACCUCACUAAAGAGGUGAUGGUUGAUGGAUGGUUCCACACAGGUGAUAUUGGUGAAUGGCAACAAGAUGGAAGCAUGAAAAUUAUUGACCGUAAGAAAAACAUUUUCAAACUUUCACAAGGAGAAUAUGUCUCAGUUGAGAAUCUGGAGAGUAUUUAUUCUCUCAUGUCUGGUAUUGACUCGAUAUGGAUCUAUGGGAACAGUUAUGAGUCCUUCCUGGUUGCUGUUGUGAAUCCAAAUAAGCAAUUUAUGGAAUGCUGGGCUGAAGAGAAGGGCACGGCUCGCGACUUUAGUACUAUCUGCAAGAAUCCUAAGGCGGAGAGAUACAUUCUGGAUGAACUUGCCAAGACUGGAAAAGAAAAGAAGUUAAAAGGUUUUGAGUUGGUUAAAGCGGUCUACCUUGACCCUAUACCAUUUGACAUGGAUCGCGGUCUUCUCACCCCAACUUUCAAGAAGAAGAGGGCCCAAUUUCUCAAAUACUAUCAGGAUGCCGUUGACAACAUGUACAAAAGCACCAAAGCAGCAAUGUGACAUGGAGCAGAAGCCUUCAAGCACCAGAGGAAGUGUUUAUUAACUGGUGGUCCUCAAAAGUCUCUUGAUAAGGAUACCAAGUUCAGUUGUAAUAUUCUUUUGGGAUUUCUACUUCAUAUUUUAACGAUCAAUUUAGAUGGUGAAAACAAUCAAAAUGCUAUGCGCAAGAGAUUCUGCAAAAUGUUCAUU